Molecule: messenger RNA, 2280 nt
Organism: Brugia malayi
Lineage: Eukaryota; Metazoa; Nematoda; Chromadorea; Rhabditida; Onchocercidae
Gene: Bma-dkf-1
Product: PRKD2 protein, putative
Exons: 16
Coding region: 1-2280 (759 amino acids)
Biological process (GO): protein phosphorylation
Molecular function (GO): protein serine/threonine kinase activity; ATP binding
Source: RefSeq, a predicted model, not a curated record
AUGCUGAAUAACAAUUCCGGAAUUAACGGUAACAAUGAUGAUGUGACAGCAAUGGAUACCUGGGAGGAUCGAAGGAUAUCGAUAACACUUCAGUACGGCUCACUGAAGGAAGUAUUAGUCCUUGAGCGAUCCGAUAAUCCGCAGCAAUUUGAACUGCUCUGUGAACGUGCCAGACAAAUAGCUGAAAAGCAUUACGACGGUAAAUUAGCGAACGGUUGUGAACUACACUUAUUCAGACAUGAUUAUAACUCGCCAAAUAUGCUGCAGCAUUUGGCUUCUGUUACCCAGCUGGAUAAUGGUUGUAUCGUGGAGAUAAUUUUGAUAGAUCGUAACGAACGACCAACACGUCCUCACGUGCUCGCUGUUACGUCAUAUAUGACUCCGACAUUUUGUGAUUAUUGUGGUGAGAUUCUGGUUGGCUUAAUCAAGCAGGGUUUGCAGUGCGCCAAAUGCCGAUGUAAUUUUCAUAAAAAAUGUGCAUUUGCGCCAAGGAAUAAUUGUGCCAAAAAUAGCCUAACUACGAUUCUUCCAAGUACUGCUUCUACAGAUGAUCUUCGAUGCCAGCAAGAUGCCGCAUUUGCCUUGCCGCACACAUUGGCUGUACAUAAUUACAAGACGCUCACUAUUUGCAAAGUGUGUGACAAAAUGUUAAUUGGUCUAAUGAAACAAGGACUGCGUUGCCGUGAUUGCAAGGUUAACGUCCAUAGGAAGUGCGCUUCACUGUUACCUAUGAAUUGUCAGAUAGCAGACGGUGCUAUAACACCUUCGUUCGAUCAGCUAAGUGUUGACGAUGAUACGUCGUUGCUUUCGACUGCGUAUGAUGAAGCUGCGGCACAGGAAGAGACCGAUUCGAUGAUACCGCUUGCUCGGUUGCCAGGACAAGCAUCAACACGAGUUACAAAUCGACAACCAACAGUGGAAGGAUGGAUGAUCCAUUUCAUGCUUGAUCAACCUGAACGACGUCUUAGACACUACUGGAUUCUUUCCGGUGGUGCCAUUAAUAUGUACAAUGAAUAUAAUGAAGGUGUAAAUCCACAUCGCAUUUAUCGAACUAUUCCACUUGGUGGCAUAAUGGUUUUGACGCCGUAUAAUGGACCGCCUUUGCAUUCAAGUUUUCCGGCUCACUGUUUUGAAAUCCGGACAACAUCGCAUAUGGUGUACUGCGUAGGUGAAAAUUUAGAUGUGUACAGUGCUCCUCCUUCAAAAGUUCCACGUCACGCAAGUGGGAAAAGUAAUUCAAAUGCGCAAAUGUGGUUUCAGGCUUUGCAACAAGCAUUGCGACCGCCACCAUCUAGAAACGACUCGUCAAGCACAGAACCAGCAUUACAAUUCACCGAGUUGUAUCAGAUUUUGGGAGAUAAAACACUUGGAUCCGGACAGUUUGGUACCGUUUAUGCAGGCGUUCAUCGACAAAGUGGACGUGAAGUUGCUGUAAAGGUAAUAGCAAAGGAUCGCUUUUCAAAGAAGUCACCGGCGGGAGUGGACACAUUGCGAAGUGAGGUAGCAAUUCUGCAAUCGAUUAGUCAUUGCGGUAUUAUCAAGCUGGAAUCAAUGUUCGAAACAAAGGAUAAAAUUUUUGUGGUAAUGGAGAAAAUGAAUGGUGACAUGCUGGAAAUGAUUUUAAGUCAGGCUGCGGGUCGCCUGGACGAACGAGUUACCAAAUUUUUGAUAAUACAAAUUUUGUGCGCCCUUCGAUAUUUGCAUUCAAAGGGAAUCGCACAUUGCGAUCUCAAACCGGAAAAUGUCCUACUAUCUGAUCUCGUCAAUGUUUUCCCUCAAACAAAACUAUGCGAUUUUGGCUAUGCUCGAUUUAUCGGUGAUGCUCAAUUCAGGAAAACGAUUGUUGGUACUCCGGCCUAUUUAGCUCCGGAAGUUCUUCAAAAGCGAGGUUACAAUAAAUCGCUCGAUAUGUGGUCUGUUGGUGUGAUAAUUUACGUGACGUUAAGUGGUACAUUUCCGUUUAAUGAUGGCGAAGAAAUUGCUGAGCAAAUACAAAAUGCUGCCUUCAUGUUUCCGGCUGAGCCGUGGCAACAGAUAUCACGUGAAGCUAUUGACCUGAUUCAGAGAUUACUUAAAGUGAAGAUUGAGGAGCGUUUGUCGAUUGAUGAAUGCAUGAAACAUGAAUGGCUGGGUGGAGCGCAAGUUUACAUGGACUUAAGACGAUUGGAGUUGCAGUUGGGCGGAGAACGGUACCUGACAAAUGCGGAAGAUGACGUCCGUUAUGCUCACUUUUUGGCAAGUGAAGAGCUUAUCACUCAGCAGAUUCCGCCGCUGAUCUGA